Molecule: messenger RNA, 576 nt
Organism: Leptonychotes weddellii (Weddell seal)
Lineage: Eukaryota; Metazoa; Chordata; Mammalia; Carnivora; Phocidae
Source: RefSeq, a predicted model, not a curated record
CCGAGGUGCACCGAUUAUACCCGUGGCAGCCAAGCCUGGGGGGCCAGAGGCCCCUGAAACAGAAGCUCCACAGGGCAUGUCAGAGCUCAUUGAGCUCCUGACAUCCCAGAUUUCCAUCCCGACGAGAGACCCCUCGGGACCACUCCUCAUGUCUGUGGACCACUGUUUCUCCAUCAAAGGCCAAGGCACUGUGAUGACAGGGACCAUCCUCUCAGGCUCCAUCAGCCUCGGCGACAGUGUGGAGAUUCCCGCCCUCAAGGUCCAAAAUCCACAGGAUAGGCCAGCAAGAUGGAGAUCCAGGGAAGAGUUGCAGUUCAAGUCUGAAGGCUGUUGGCUGGCAGAAUUUCUUCUUCUUCCAAGGAGGGCUGGCGUUAUUAGGGAAGAGUCUCCUGACCAGGGAGGACCAAUCACAAGAAAAGCUUCCCCUAUAGCCUGAGACUGGCCAGGUUGCAGGGCUCCCUGGGGUGGCAGCAGGAGUUGAAGGAUGAAGCCCUGCCCUUCCGAGUCCCAGGGCCUCCCCUGACAUUGGACCUGAAUCCUAGGGUCAGAAUCCCCUCCUCUACUGGCUGUUGUAGA